AGGUGAGUUUCUGUGUUCCUUAUUCCUCCAUGGUUUGUGCGAAACAUGAAGAUUUUGGGUCAUGAACCUGUAAGACUAAGACAUAGAUUUGAAUCAUUUCUAUCUGUCAGCAUGGACGUUUUAGAGGAGUUUUAAAUCGUUAACAGUAGUCAGCAAUGAAAAAAUACCACACACUUUGUCUAUUUUACAAUUUGUCGUCGGACAUCCGGAAAUCCCUUGAAGUAGCAACGCGCUUCUAUUUCUGCGCACUCGCCCGUAGUAUGAAAGUUGAAUUACAUACAAAUGUACACCAUGUACCCUGCUGGCAACAUGGCAGCUCGCAACAGCGGCAGCACUUGACAGCAGAAAUGUAAUGAAUCUUGGCAGAAAUACUGCAGCAACAAGCGUAACAGCAACAGGCAGAGUUACCAGAAUUAGCUGCGCAUUCUAGUCGGAGUGGCAAGGCAGGUGGAUAUCCGAUGACUGGUAAAGGGUCUUCAGCUACUGGGCCAGGCAGUAGCAGAGAUAUGCUAGAGCCACUGGCUCAACACCCGUAGCCACUCAAGGAGUCACAGGAAAUGUCACCUCAACACUAACAACCAAGCCAUCUCAUCUGUUUACCACUUCUGCCACCAUCUCUGAAGCCUCUGCAAUGGCUGAACCAAUAUGCUUCAUUCUUCUUGUGGACAAAGAAGUACAAGGCUCGGCAAGCGACUCGCUUUUAAAUCAGCGUCAUGCACCUUCUUCCAAGAGAAUUCUCAAAGGCUCCUUGCUUCAAGGUAACGAGGUGUUGCCAGGAGGAGGCCAGAGUUAUGGAGACGUAGUCAAAGGCAGUAAGAGGGCAGAUGCGAAACGAUUUGUAGUCAAACCGCUCAGUGGGGACAUGCAGUUUCAAUGCAGAAGCUGGGAAAUCGGCCGAAUCACAGUUCCAGAGAGGGAUCUUCUGCGAGCUAUUUCCACGAACUCAGAUCGUUUUAAUAUUUACCAGGAUGAGGACCUCAUACCGUAUGCAUUAGGCCUGAAGGAAGGGUCGUCGGUGAUAGUGAGACAUAGAAACGACAGCACCUCACCCUAUGAGGAAGUUGCUGCCCUCGUUCGGUACAUCGGACCAUUGUCUGAAACGGAAAUGGGAACAUAUUUUGGUUUGGAGCUGAUGGAUAAUGCUUAUAGAGGCCAAGGAACAUCAGAUGGUGUCUUUGGAAAGUGCCGUUACUUCCAGACAGAUCCUGAUUGUGCCGUCUUUGUGCCCAUCAGCAAACUGGUCCCACCGUCCACGUCGCAGGGAACCACUCAUUUGUACGAGAAUGUCCCACGAUCCAAACAGGAGCUGCCCAAUCAGCCAUCAGAACUGCCGAGUGUCGGGGAUAUUAUAAAGGGGACGACUGUAUACUUGCAAGUCGGUAACGGCACGAGAAGGGGAAGAGUGGUCUAUAUGAUUGUCCCGCAUAAGGAGACUGAGCCUUAUGCUGUCGUGGAAAUGCCCAAACAAGAGGGUGAUAUGAUGUGGAAUGGAAUACACAGGGGGUAUCGUGUGUUCACUCCUAGAAAUGAUGUCUUCACAACGUUUGUACCGGUCAACAAUUUGACAACACGUGCCCCCGAAGAAUACCAGGAUUUAUACACAGGAGCCAUCCCAAAGGAGCCAUCCCAAACUCCGCCUUCGAAGGCGAAAAACAAAGGAAAGAAAUCUUCAGAACCGUUCUGGGCAGCCAACGCCAAGCCACGCAAGACACCCUCUCCGUACGGUAGCAGCGAGAAGCUAGAUAAAAGAAGCCACAAGCCAUCUGGUGGCAGCCGUGAUGUGAGCGAUAACUAUAACCCAGAAUCGUUCUUUGCAGCCAACAACAAGCCACGUAAGACACCCUCUCCGUACGGUAGCAGCGAAAAGCUUGAUAAGGGAAGCCACAAUCCAUCUGGUGGCAAACGUGAUGUGAGCGAUAGCUUUUAUCCAGCAUCCCAAGCACGCAAGACAGAUAUGCAUCAGGAUUCAUCUGACGACCUCCAAUUUGCCUCAGGUCACGAAGGAAGCAAAUCCAAACGCAAGAGCUUUUCUGGAUUCGUGAACAAGAUGAAGAGCAAAUGGAGCAGUGGGGGCAAAGAUGAGGAAACUACCAAAACCUCCUGGUACACGGAGAACUACAACGGGCCGGGAGAUGUGGCUCGAGGAAGCUACCUAGACACAAAUUUUCUUGAGGAGGAUGUGGUUGAAGAAGUCGCGAAGACAAUUUACAAGGACUGGAGGACAGUUGGCUUUUCUCUAUAUCUGAGCAGAGAAGAAAUUGACAGAAUUGCAGCAGACUGUGAGACGGAGAAAGACCGCACAGCAGAAAUGCUCAGAGCCUGGCAGAGGAAAACAACUGGAUAUAAUAAUAUUUCCCGACUGGCUGAGGCUUGUCGGAGCUGUCACUUUGAUGAACUUGCCAAUAAAUUGGAACAAGGCUUGGACGAGACAUUGUUGUGCAAGAUAGCAUGUGGCAUACCCCCGGAGAAAGCCCGACCAUUUGGCACGUUCCUGAAUUUCUCCGAUGAGGAACUAGACUAUUUUGAUGCCAAGGCACCGCACACACUGGCCCGUGUGCGCUUCAUGCUGGCCAAAUGGCGGACCAGGCAGUCUCAUAACUCGGACAAGAUCAUGCUGCUGAGUAACACACUGCAGAGCUGUGGGCUCAGGCAGUUGGCGCUGGAGGUUGCCAGAGGCCUGGAUGACGACAUCAUGCUCUCGUUUGCCGUCCAAAUUGGCCAAGGCUGGAAGAAUCUUGCAAAGACUCUUCGUCUCGACGUCAAAGACAUCCAGCAGUUGGAGGAUUUCUCUGAGGACAAGCAGCCCUAUCAGAUGCUGAUGUUGUGGCGGAGGAGACAACAUCGCAGCGUGGAUGUGCUGGGUGCUCUGGCCAAGGGACUACGGGAGAGUGGACUCCUUGAUCUAGCAUACGGCCUCGUGCAAGGAGUCACUGAUGAAAUGCUCUACAAGCUAGCUAUGAUGAUAGGAGACAAGUGGGAGGUCAUCGCUCUGCAUCUGGGAUUCACUGAGGAGGAACUCGCGGAACUCAAAAGUGACAAGUUUUCUGAAACCACCACCACCAUCCUCAACAUGCUUACCAAAUGGAGGGAGCGCCAUGACUACACCAGGGACCGGUUUGGUUUCCUCAUGGAGGCACUGAGGGCUUGUGACUUGGGCAACCUCGCCGAGUCAAUGGAAGAAGAUAGACGUAGAGUGGAGCAGUCUAAGAAGGUUGCUCCUUGUGCAAAGACAGAAGAAUACCCUGGAUAUGCCAAAGACAAAGCUGCCGAUGACAAGGAGGAAGUCAAUCCAAUGAAGCAACUCCCAUCAGAGUACACCAGUUUCACCUUCCCCACCCUGCCUGAUGAGCCCCAGGACGAACCCCAGGACGAACCCUGUUACCCUGACCUCGAGGUCAACUCUAUGGUUGAGGUUAAGCCCUCAGACAAGACCCUGUUUGGGGUCAUACGCUGGAUAGGUGUGCCAGCAGUAAGCAAGAGUAACAAGCCUGUUGCCGGCAUUGAACUGGAGUCUUCGAUUGACUACGGAGCAACAGACGGCACUUUCAACAAGCAGCGCUACUUCCAGUGUGAGCCUAACAAGGCCAUAUUUGUCUACUUAUCCAAAUGCCGACCCGAUUCUCACGUCCUGUCUCAGGCGCAGACUUUCAGCUCGACGAAGUGCCAGACUAGCCAAGAUUUUGGGGGUUUUGCGUCGCCGUUAGUGGAGGGUUUCGUCGACCCCCCACUCCAUCUCAGACCGGAGUUCGUGGGCAUGCAGAAGGGCAUCCAGGGGGAUCAGAACUCUUGCUACCUGGACAGCACACUCUUCAGUAUGUUUGCCUACAACGGCGUCUUCGAUCCGCUCCUGCAACGCAUGCAGGGCCAGGGCGAUCUUCAGGAGUACGAGAAAGUCCAGAAGACUCUCAGAGAGAGCAUUGUCAACCCCUUGAGAAAGAAUGGCUUCGUUCGAGCUGAUCGUAUUCUUCAGCUGAGGGAGCACCUGGAUCAGUUAGGCACAACCAAGGGUCUCAUGAGUGAAGAGAAAGAUCCGGAAGAGUUCCUACAUACCUUGCUGUCAGAGGUCUUCAAGUCUCGACCCCUCCUGAAGAUCAGGCACGGGGCUAACGAAGAAGUGGAUGAGUCCAACAUUCAUCAGAUAUUCCUAGAGAAAGAUGAGUCCUUGACACUCCCGACGGUAGAGCAGCUAUUACUGCAGUCAUUUCAGGAACAUGACCUCAAACUAGUAGAGGCCCCGUCAUGCUUGAUUGUGCAGAUGCCAAGAUUUGGCAAAGACUACAAAAUGUACAAUCGCAUUUUGCCAUCGCUUCAGCUCGAUGUCACUAAUAUCAUUGAAGAAUAUCCCAGGCAGUGUUUAGUGUGCGGCAACCUGGCUGUCUUUGAGUGCAGUGAGUGCAAAACGGAGGAAGCUUUGGAAGAUACCACACUUAUCAAGAACUUCUGUGAAAACUGUUUCCUCAUGAUGCAUGGAGGCACCCAUCGAGAACACCACAAGCCCAGCUUCCUGACCGUCCCAGACCAUUUCCUGAAGGAAUUCUUCUCCAAGACAAUGGAGAAAGGUUUCUCGGAAUUGGUAGUGGACCAGCACCGUCAGAGACUACUGCCUACCAAGCUGAUGGACCUGUUUGCAGUCAUCUGCAUCCGGACCAGUCACUACGUAGCGUUUGUCAAAGCUGGAAGGGAGAAGGAUUCGGAAUGGGUGUUCUUUGACAGUAUGGCCGAUCGGCAGGGUGACCAGCAGGGUUAUUACAUCCCUCAGAUCACACUCCUCAAGGAUUUCCGGAAAUGGGUGGACGUGGAUCACAUCAAGGCCCGCAUCGAGGCCAAGCAACUGACUGAGAUUAUGGAGAGGUUACUGGGAGACGCAUACAUCUGCAUGUACUCAGAUAGCGAGCAAUGCCACCAGACUUACGUAUAACUGCCCCGUUGAUUGGUCAAUGAAUGAAUCUAGGCCCAAUCUAGGCCCAAUUUCAAGGCUCUGCCAACCACAGAAUUCCCCGCUUACGAUCACCAUUUCGCACUAACAGCGCUAGCCGAUAAAUUCUGCGCUCACCCUGUAAGCACAAAAUCCUUAUCUACGGGAUGUACGCAUGCGCAGAAGCCAAAAUUCCUCGCUUACCCGUGAAAUAUGCUGACUGUAAGCUUUGAAUUUUCUGCUACAGUAAGCGGAGUUUUUCCCCAGCGGUAAGCAGAGCCAAGAAAUCGGGUUAAGGUCACUGAAAUGUUACUGCAGUGUCUAAGGCCGGGAAGCAUUGCAAAUAAUUUGCUCCAGCUCAGAUAGGCUCAAAUUGCAGAAAUUUGGUUUGGAGUUUAGCAAAUGAUUGGCGUAAAGUGCAAGUUUUUUGAAGCUGUAAUUCUCUACUAGUUGUUCAAAUAAUGGACACAGUUUAGCAACCUAUCCAAGGACCUUUAUGUAAAUAUAGGGGAGCUGAAGGUGCUGCUACGUACUCAGCCAAUCACCUCGGUCGUUACUGCAGUUAACGGCUGGAUCAUCUUCCCCAAAAUCUGGGUAGGGCAUAAGUUAAAAGGGGAGGGGGGGGGGGGUGGGUUGACAUGAUACCCCCAUCCCCGCAUUCCCCCUCCUAGCUACACCACUGUAUUGUGGGAGUGCUGCAUAGGAACUGUUGAUGACACUGCGUGGCAUAUUUGCAACCAGUGAAGCAUACAUCUCAUAGGCGCAUGCAGUCACACACAACAUUUUCUCUAUAUAACUCAAUAUUACCCCUGUUCAGCAGGCCACACAAAAAAGUAGAUGUUUCAACAGUUUGGUAAUGUACAUUUAUAGCGUUCCACUCCCAUUGAUCUGAAACACUUUUUUUCUUAACUGACUUAAGAAUUGAAUUAAUGAAUCAAGUAAUCCACGUUUACAUUAUAGUUUGAAAUACUUGUAAUACUGAAAUACUUGAUAUUAUAUGUACUCAUUACAUUUCUUUACUUGUAAGUUACACAGAUUGCCUUGAAAAGAAAAUCGAGGAGUGCCAACUUAGGGCUGGAUACUUUUGUUGAUAGCAGUUGCAGUAUCCUACAAAUUAGUUUCAGAUCCACAUUUUGUCAGAACUUUAUGUUUUUGUGUUAAAAAGAUCUCACGUACAUGUACCUGUACAUGUAUUAUGCGUUGGUGGUGGUAUUGUUUUUGUUUUUCUUGAGUUAUUGGUGUAUUUGAUAGAGUUAAAGGUGAUACAUGAAAAGUGUCUUAGAAAUGCAAAUCUUUAUUACUGUAACGACCAUUGCUCACAUAUUGUUGGAUUUAUAUGUGUUUUUUUACCACAUUGAGAUUGGUCAAGUUGAGGUCAAGGGCCAAACUGGUUUUGAUGUUUCUGAUGGGUAAUCGGUUUUGUAUACUUUUAUCGGAUACUCAGACAAGGGAAACCUUCCCCCUUUAAUAUUUUCUUGGCUAUCAUCAUUUACAAAUAGCAGAAGUUGAUAGAAAACCUAAUUUUGAUACUUAUCAAAACAUGUACCGGUACGUUUAUUCUACUGAUUGUCCUGUUUUGAUGUUAAUUUUCUGUUUUUGUUUAGUUUUUGCUGUUGAAAUCGUAUUGUCCUGUUCCGUUGCCCUCCAUUCUUAUUUUGUCACUGUUCUGCUGAUUUUCUUGUCCAGGGAAAUGAAGCAUAAAUUCCGAUUCUGUUUGUGCUUUUAAAACCCUCCUGUACUUAUAACUUUCACAAACUGCCAAAUAAUCUAACGCCUACCUCAUCUGGGUAGCUUUUGUACAGGCUGGUCAACAACUGCCACAAAUCCCUCAGGAUUGCACCGUAUAACUGCCAAAACCUGUUUAAGUGGUUUGAUAGAUAGGGUGACUAUUAAUACUGGUACAGCUUGUGUUGCAGUAAUUUAACCUGUCAAUUGUACCAACAUGAAGCCAGUUUACAGACCUGUUCAAAACUGUAACCUGAUAGAUUUUGACUUGUUGGGUUACUCACUACAGAUUGUCACUAAGAGAGGGAGGGUAAUUAAUAUUGUCUCCUUUAAUUUUUUAAAAAUGUACCAGGUAAAGUUAUUCUAUAGAGCUUAUAUCAGUCAAAUAUCAUUUGUGUUGCAAUUGUAUGGAGAAAAAAACCAACAAACUACUGCCUCGGUUUAAAAUAUCAAUUAAGCUUUAUUUACAUAAGCAAGACAAUGUAGAGCAUAUUUACAAUUACUGAAAUGAGGUGGUGUAUGAAAUAGCUGACAAUGCUGCAAGAAAGAAUGAGUUUGGAGUUACAGUACUUACUUAAAGCAGAUGAGGAUAAAAAAUCAGUCAAUCACUACUGUAAACUGUUUCCUAAAAAAACUGCAUGAAAUUUAUCAAUAACUUUUUGUAUCUUGUCAUUAAAUGACAUUUUAAAAACUGUAUAAUUAUAUGAAAAUGUAUAAUUAACCCUCUUGCUGUCCCAGACAGGCAAACAAAACAAAUUAAACCAUUCUAGUGCAUACUUAUA
Messenger RNA from Patiria miniata (bat star), 7422 nucleotides. Its product is annotated as ubiquitin carboxyl-terminal hydrolase CYLD-like. Bases 632 to 4918 code for a protein of 1428 amino acids. The record is from RefSeq and is a predicted model, not a curated record. Gene Ontology annotation, molecular function: protein binding; K63-linked deubiquitinase activity; cysteine-type deubiquitinase activity. Gene Ontology annotation, biological process: protein K63-linked deubiquitination; signal transduction. The transcript has 20 exons. Lineage: Eukaryota; Metazoa; Echinodermata; Asteroidea; Valvatida; Asterinidae. Gene Ontology annotation, cellular component: cytosol.